ACGAAUCUAGUAUACCCUUUUACUCUACGAGUAACGGGUAUAAUAAAAAACGCAUUUUAUCUUUGACAUUUUGUGCCAUAUGUUUCGGUUUGCCUCUUCUGUGGGCCAAGUUCAUUCAUAAACAAAUUAGAGAAAAUUCGUCUGGCCCGUUUUCUUCUUCUUUCAAGUCUUGGCCCCCACAAUUAAAUCGAAAACACAACGUUCCCACCUUCCACAUCUCUACCCCUCCGAUCCUGGAGAGAAAACCCGUAGAAGCUACGUAUAAAUAAAUAAAUAAACAAGCGUUUAAUUGAACCGGAAAUUAUUGUGUGUGGGUUGUUUGAAUGCUUCUUCUUCUUCUCUAUCCCGCACAUAUGUGUGUUGAAGUGCAUUAGUGUGUGUGAGUGUGCGUCUUAUUGGAAUUUGUUCACUUUUAUUUAGUUUUAUCCCACAGAUGUUGUUGUUUGUUCGCAUUGCGUUCUAGCUCUCCAACUUGUUUGCCCAGUUGGUUUAUCGUGGUGGGAAAGAGAGGGGUGUACGGGGAGCGAAAGAGAAGGAGACAUGUGUGAUGGAGAAGACUUCUUGCUUUCGGGCAACAAAAACAUAUAUACUUUUCUGAUUAGUUCUAUUCUCAGUUAUGGUAACAAGUGCCAGAGAUUUAAGCUGACAUUCGAGUAUGCAGUAAAGUUUUUGGAAUACUUAAUACUUUCACUUAAAGAAGAUUUAAAACUUUUUCUAUAAUUUAUAAGACUCUGAGAACAGUUGCCAUUUUAAGCAAAUCAUGAAGUUACCUAACAUACUUGGCCGAUUAUUCACUAAAUAAACAUCUAAAGAGCUUUACAGAGAAUUUAGCAAUCAUCGUUUACAUUGGAAAUUGGGAUUCCCCAACUGAAUCCCAUUAACCCUUCAACUCAUCACAUUAGCGUGAUAUUUUCAAUUUCCUUGUGUGGGUGUGUAUCUGUUCUUGCACGUAUCUGUGUGUGUGUGUUUCGUGUAUCUUGCAACACAUUGUAGUAAAUUAUACUUGACAGUCGUUGCAUGUUCGACUUGCGAUACUCGACAGUUUCCAUUUCCAUUAAUGGCUACUCAGCCACGCCCCCCACUUGUUGAAUUAAAUAUAAUUUGAUGUUAUUUAUUUGGCUGGAGAAAUUAGAGUAGAUAUCUUCACUGGAUAAUCUGGUAUCUCAACACCAUAAUUACCCAGUGAAAGGGCAUAAAAUAUCCUGUAGACAUCGAAGGACACAUCAGUACCGCCAAAAUGUCCCGCUUUGUGACAGCUUUCAAUAAGACGGUUGUAGAAUAUUUUCGAAAAACAAGUCUCAACGGCUUUGGUCUGCUCUACUUUAUAAGAAAACGCAGAAUGCAAAGAAUCUUCUGGUUUUUGUUUAUUAGUUUUGGCAUACUUUUCGCUAGUUAUGCAGUGUUCUCGAUGAUUCUGGAAUUUCUCAGCUAUUCAACAAUUACAGAUCUCUCGGAAUUAAAGGUUUUGGAAGAGGAAAUGAUUUUUCCUGAGCUAAAAAUAUGUAGUGGUUAUAAAUUUAGUCGGAGGAAUAUGUUAGCUUUUGCUCUGGAUUUAGUAAAUUCCCACAACAAAUCGCAGGAUUACUGGCUAAACAAAUUGUCAUUGCUGUCUGGAUACUUCGAUCCCUUGUCUGUAAGAGAAGAGGAUGUUUAUGACAUAAAUUCUGUACUCGAUAUGAAGAAUAUAUCCUCAAUUUUACUCGGCCUAACACCAGCAUGUGAAUCUUUAAUACUCAAGUGUAAAGUGAAUAAUAUUUCUACUUAUUGCUCGCAACUAUUUAAAUUAAAACCUUAUAAGGAGGGAAAUUGUUGUGCUUUAAGAAAGAGUAAUCUAACUGGAGAGCUCUCACUUUUUGUGGAUUCCUCACAAGUAGAUGAAUAUCCUUUAAAUGGUAAUUUUCCUGGCCUCAGCUUACAUGUUCCAAGUUGGCAGGGUAGAAUUAGUAUUAACCCUGGCGAAAUAGCAGCUGUGGAAAUAGAAGUUAUGGAACUUCAGGGAAAUGCUCAACUAAACGAGUUUGCCGUAGAGAAGCGAGGUUGUUAUUUUUCUCAAGAGGGUGAAAGUAGGGAAAAGUGCCUGCAUGAGUGUAGAAUAAAAGCCACGCUAAUUAAUUGCCAGUGUGCGUCAUAUCCAUUCGAGUUUAGUACGCAAAAGUUUAAGCAUUGCACUUUGGAGAACAUAACAUGUUUGCAGUUGGUAGAAAGAAACUGGUCACCAGCUCAGUGUCCGCAAUGUUUGCCGCUCUGCAAUCAAAUGUUUUACAGGUUGAACAAACAAAUCCUUGGGCAUUUGCAUCCUUGGAGAAGUGAGUUGACUUUCAAAUUUAAAAUGCCACGUCGACAGCUGUACAAAACAAACAUACUCUAUCAUUGGUAUCAAAUGCUGUCAAACGUUGGCGGCGUUCUGGGCAUUUGCAUUGGCUGCUCCUUCAUCAGUGGCUUCGAGUUGAUCUACUUUCUGGUCUUUCGCCUGUGGUCCAACUAUCAUCGACAGUCCGAGAUUUAAUUAAGUCAAAUGUUACACAUACGCCGUGUGGGCAAAUUUGUUGCGAUUUAUCUCGUUGACAACGUGCCAGCGACAGGGUCGCAUUAAUCUUGAUGACUUGAAUUGUAACUGAGGCGAAAUAAACGAGUGAAAAA
Molecule: messenger RNA, 2640 nt
Organism: Drosophila yakuba
Lineage: Eukaryota; Metazoa; Arthropoda; Insecta; Diptera; Drosophilidae
Gene: ppk27
Product: sodium channel protein Nach
Exons: 3
Coding region: 1238-2506 (422 amino acids)
Biological process (GO): sodium ion transmembrane transport
Cellular component (GO): membrane
Molecular function (GO): ligand-gated sodium channel activity
Source: RefSeq, a predicted model, not a curated record